AUGGAUGAACCUGCAAUGGUCAAUUCAAACGAGCCAAAUAGGAUAACUGAAGUCGAUUUCGAUGCAAUUGAAGAUGAUGAUUCAGAAGAAGGAGAAACUCUCAAAGAAUUCGCAAGUCAGCAAGUCAAAUGUCAAAACUAUAUCCAGUAUUUCAUAUGGAUUCUUGUUGCUAUCAAUGGUGUCAUGUUUUUGUUACCGAAAAAGACGAAUGCGCUUAGUUUGGUAGAAAAUCCGAAUCACGUGAUGCAAAUACUUAUGGAUGAUAUCGUAUAUGACUUGGAAGAUCCAACUGAAAAUUAUGAUAUGUUAAUUUCAAACUUUGAUCAGCUUGUAAAGUUCAUGCAUAGUGAGACCAUGUCCAAAAUAACGCUUGAGUACUCUGAAAAAUAUAAUAUGAUAUCUAGAUUGCAACAAUCUAUCCAAACUUUGGCGUAUUACUGCGGAAUGAAGAAAAACUGGAAACUUGUCCAACAAAUGUUACUAGUUUUGGACGCUUACACAAGGAUUAACGUUGGUUUUGAAUACAAAAAAAAUAUGGUCGGAGACAUUUUGGAAGAUUGCGGAGAUAAUAAUGAUGUGAUUGCAACUUUGUUCAGAGUUUCUCAAACUCAUGCAAUAUCAAGGAACGGACGAUUUUAUAAAGAUUUCGCAAAAGAUAUUUUGAAAAAAUUCGGCAACGAUCAGUACAAUGGACUAUACUUGAACACUCUUGAUCUAUUAUAUGAGAUGGCUGGCUCUAAAAAGCUUCUGAAACGAGAUAAUGAAAAAGUGUGCGAUUUCUUAGGGAACCAUGACCUGCAAAAGACUCCUUCGCGUCAUAGAGAUAUGUACUGUUUCUUGUUGAAUAACAUUUCUUGCGUUCCAUAUGCAAAGAAUUAUUUUUCGGUGAAAACUUUUUGUAGACCAAAUGAGCCUCUAUCAUUUGAAAAUUAA
Messenger RNA from Trichomonas vaginalis G3, 933 nucleotides. RefSeq lists its product as uncharacterized. The coding region runs from base 1 to 933 and encodes 310 amino acids. NCBI's taxonomy places the organism in Eukaryota, Parabasalia, Trichomonadida, Trichomonadidae. The transcript has a single exon. The record is from RefSeq and is a predicted model, not a curated record.